UGUCAAACAGCCGUCAUCUGUCAGUUCAUAUUAAAAUGGUGGAGUGAGGAAUAUGUUGUGAAAUUCCACGGAAUUUGUUUAUUUACUUUUAUUAGUAUAAAUAUUUAUAGUACAGUAUGGAUAUACUCCCAGAGGGUAUGAACGCUUCUUUUAAGAAGGGGCCUGGCCUCUAUGAGUUUUUGGUUGAGGCAGAACUCCAACAAUACUUUAAUAGUUUUAAGAACACUCUUAAAAUAACACACCCAUCUCAAUUAAAAUUUACAACUGAAAGUGACUUGGUGGAAAUUGGAUUAUCGAAGCCGGAAAUGAGGAGACUGAGGAAAUAUUACGAGAAACAUUUCCCGCAUAAUUAUUUGUCUAAGUUUAAAAAAUUGUUGACUCACAGAAAACAGGAUAACUCAGGCCCAGAGGUUUACCUUCUGGCUAACAGCGAUUCAACAACAAUGACCCGAUCUCCAAGAGUUUCAAGCAAACAUAUUAUACCAGCUGCCAGUAUAACUAUUAAUAAAGAGCUGGGCAUGGGGGAGUUUGGGAUUGUGCAACAGGGGGUUUGGUGUAAUGAAGGUGAAAGAAUUCAGGUUGCAAUAAAAUGCUUGUCAAGAGACAGAAUGCAAAGCAACAUGGUGGAAUUCCUCAAAGAGGCCUCAAUAAUGCACAAUAUUGAUCACCCCAACAUAGUGAGAUUUUUUGGGGUGGUUCUUCCAAACAUAGAGGGAAGCCUAAUGUUGGUGACCGAAUUGGCACCUCUAAGAUCCCUUUUGGAAUGCCUUAAGGAACCCUCUUUGAGGGCGAGUUUUCCCGUUCUGACUCUGUGUGAUUUUGCGUAUCAAAUUUGUGAUGGAAUGCAAUACUUAGAAGCCAACAGACUUAUCCAUAGGGAUCUGGCUGCAAGGAACAUCCUUGUUUUUUCCAAAAACAAGGUAAAAAUAUCGGACUUUGGCCUGAGCAGGGCUCUCGGCCAAGGCAAAGAUUACUACCAGACCAACUUCAAUGUCAAUUUAAAGUUACCAAUAGCAUGGUGUGCACCCGAAUGCAUCAGCUAUUUGAGAUUUACCACUGCAAGCGACGUGUGGGCGUUUGGCGUAACGCUAUGGGAGAUGUUUUCAUACGGGUUCCAGCCCUGGGCUGCCCUCACAGGUCAGCAAAUCUUGGAGGCCAUAGACGAGCCUCAGUUUCAAAGGUUGGAGCAGCCGGACUGUUGUCCGCUGGACCACUACAACUUGAUGUUGGACUGUUGGAGGCACGAGGCCGCUUCGAGGCCCCGCUUCUCCGACAUCGGGCCGAUUUUGGCCGAGUGCAGGCCCGAGCAGGUGCAAACCAAGAUGGCGUCGUCCGAAGGGCCGCACAUGCUGACUUGCAGGGUCGGCGAUGUCAUCACGGUGUUGGACAAAAAAACUCAUCACCCUCUGUGGAAAGGCGCCACGGCCAGCGGAAAAACGGGUCUAUUCGACCCCAGCACGGUCGUCGCGUAUCUCGGUACCGAUCUACCUUGCUCGUCGUUCCUGAGAGCCGACAGCACCCGAAGCUCGUACCGUCGCAAGUUGCGAAGCGAGAUGAUCAGCGCGCCCCAGGGCGACUUGAAGCACACAGGUCACGUCGGCCUGGACGGCGCCUAUUUCGGCGACCUCAGCUUUUUGGGAGGGACCAAGGGAAAUUAUGGCAGCGUUCCGACGCAAGUGGUGCCCCCCUACCGGCCCCACAAGGACCUGGAAGCCGCCCCCCUGCUGGAGGGGGACCACGUGCACGUGCCCGCGCCUGCGCCCCUCCAAGACCACGAGUACCACGAGAUCAGCGACGAGGAGACCAAUCACAGCCCGCCGCUGGAUCUGGGGCCGUCUUUGAUGGCCGAGAUGGAGAUGAUGUUUAACUCGUUGGGCACGCAAAAUCACCACGGCAACGAUCACGAGGGUUCCAAUCGCAGCAACGAACUUAGAGAAAAACUGAGCAGCAAGUCGCGCAAACAGGCAACGGUGAAACCUAUAUCCGCGCACGAUCAAAAGACGUUGGACGCGGCCAUCCAGCUGGCCAAUGAGCUGACGACGAAAUCGAUGUCGUCGCCUGCUCCGACCACUCCGGCCUCGCCGAACAAGAAAAAGUUCAGCUUCAAGUUCCCGUCGGUCCACGAACACGACAAGAACAACACCGUGGAGCGGAGGAAUUUUGCCGAGGAGGCGCUGUCCGCUUCGGAUUUGCAGUCCAAGGUAACUCAGGAAGCACAAAUGGCAUAUCAAGGUCUUGUUGAGAGCCCGUCAGCCGAGGUUACUCAAUUGAUGGCAACGAAUCCCUUAAGAAUCUUGAGAACAGGGCAAGUGCCUGUACUAAGAAAUAGAUCUGCAAGUGUGGCCAGUAUGCCUCCAAUCAAACAGCAGGAUGUACCCAGAAACUCCGUUCCUGAGAAUCUAAAUGGAGCUAAAUUAGAUUUCGCGAGCGAAUCUCUCCCGCGCCGGCUGACGCAGCAGCGCCCGCCCCCUUUCGAGAGGUCCCGCGAAGACAACCCCAUCCCGCUGCCGCCGAGAGACCGCAACAAGAGCCUGCUCACGCCGAAGCCGCGCCACACGCGCAAGCACCCGCUGAUAAUCCCGCCCACGAGCCUGCAGAGGACGCUCGACAAGGUGAACACCGUCUCUCCGCCGGCCGGCGCGACGGCCGAGCCGCUCUACUCGAACCACUCGGUCGGCCCGAGCGACGACGACAAGAACCCCGAGGCGAUGCGCUUCGAGGCGCAGAUCGAGUCGAGCCUGGACGCGCUGGACGAGAUCCCGCAGGAGCGGGACGUGGUGGACGGCGCCGCGGACGGCGGCGAGGACCAGUUGACGCACCACGUGAGCUGCGAGGAUUUGCUCAAGUUCGCCAACGCGAAGCCCAGCUCGAGGACCAGGGGCAACGAUUCCGACGAGGUCAGGAUCAUGUCGAAAGUGUUGGGAAAAGAUGUUACAACAGAAAAAUGCUUGGAAGCCCUGGACCAGAUCGAUUGGGACGUGAUGAAGGCAAUCAAAAUCGUCAAAGUUCAAAAUGUGGUCGUAAGUGCGGACCUAAGCACUUGCCUGAGUGCAUUGGAGAAAAACACUUGGGAUAUAACCAAAGCUGCUCAAUGGAUAUUGCAACAAGAUGAAGUCACUCAAGUCUAAUUAUACACUUUGUAUUGUAUUUUACACUCUUUUUAUAUUGUUUGUUGAAAAUUCGAAUUAAGUUGAGAAAUUUAUCAAAUUUAUUUAUUAAUCUUGCCAAUUAUAUUUAUACCAGUUUUAUGUUAAUCAAACAUAUUUAUGUGAAUAAAAAUUUUAUAUAACGACCAUUGUGUAAUUAUUUAUAUAAAUAAUAAACAGAUAAGUACAUAAUUAGUAUAUUAUUCACAGAAAACAACAUAAACAAUACAUUCUAUAAAAAAAUAAACAAAAUAAAAUUGAUAGAAUAAAGUAUAUAUGUACAUAAAUGAAUUAAAUUAAAAAGUCUUGUUAAGAGAAAGGAAGUAAGUAUUUACACAUAUUCCUAGUUAAUCCUAUAUCCCAUAAUGAAGGGAAUUCCAGUCGAUACUUUUUUCUGAUAAUCACAGUAAUGUUGUCCAUAGAAAUUCAACAAAGUAAUCUCCUCCAUGAUGAUUCUCCCAUUGAAAAACAUCCAACUUGCAGCUGCAUAAGCCAAUAUGCAAAAGGGGUUUAUCAGAACAAUCU
Molecule: messenger RNA, 3671 nt
Organism: Brassicogethes aeneus
Lineage: Eukaryota; Metazoa; Arthropoda; Insecta; Coleoptera; Nitidulidae
Source: the annotation of a GenBank genome assembly